Messenger RNA from Closterium sp. Naga37s-1, 1344 nucleotides. Lineage: Eukaryota; Viridiplantae; Streptophyta; Zygnematophyceae; Desmidiales; Closteriaceae. The record is from the annotation of a GenBank genome assembly.
AUGGCUGAACAGACGGAGCGCGCUUUUCAGAAGCAGCAGGGAGUCUUCCUCUGCGGCGACGUUUCAGCGAAGAAGAAGCUGAGGACGCCCGGCAAGGCGGGUAACCGUUACUACAAGAACGUGGGGCUGGGCUUCAAGACGCCCCGCGAGGCCAUCGAAGGCACGUACAUCGACAAGAAGUGUCCGUUCACGGGCAACGUGUCGAUCCGCGGGCGCAUUCUGUCGGGCACGGUGCUGUCGACCAAGAUGAACCGCACCAUCACCAUCCGCCGCGACUACCUCCACUUCGUGCGCAAGUACCAACGGUACGAGAAGAGGCACUCGAACCUGUCGGCGCACGUGUCGACUUUUGGGACGUCUCAAAAGUCACUUCCUCCCCUGCCACCACUCCCUCCCCCCUCUUCCCCCCGCGGCGUGCAGGUACGAGAAGAGGCACUCGAACCUGUCGGCGCACGUGUCGCCGUGCUUCCGCGUGAAGGAGGGGGAUCAGGUCAUCGUGGGGCAGUGCAGGCCGCUGUCGAAGACAGUGCGAUUCAACGUGCUCAAGCCCCCUGGUUUCUGCUCGCAGAAUUAGUCCGCCCCUCUCCCUCCCACCUCCACCUUCCUCUUCUUUUCUUUCCCUUGAAAGUCUUCUCUCUUUCCUUUCCCGUCCCCUUUCCACCCCUUGUAAAAUUUUGGGAGGACACCCCACACAAAGUGAAUCAAGAUGAGUUCGGAGGCGGUGCCCGACUCAUCCGCAAAAUCAUCCACCAACGCGCCGCCGCCUAUGACAAGUCGUACGCGCGCAAGGAGCGCGAGUUGGUGGAGCUGAAGCGCGAGGCGAAGCUGAGCGGCGGCUUCUAUGUCGAGCCCGAGCCCAAGCUGCUCUUCAUCAUCCGCAUUCGUGGUGUGAACGACAUGCACCCCAAGACGCGCAAGAUCAUGCAGCUGCUGCGCCUUCGCCAGAUCUUCAACGGAGUGUUCCUGAGGGUCACCAAGGCAACGCUGCAGAUGCUGCGAUUGGUGGAGCCCUACGUCACCUACGGCUACCCGAACCUGAAGUCAGUGCGUGAGUUGAUCUACAAGCGCGGGUUCGGCAAGGUCAGGCACCAGCGCAUCGCCCUCACUGAGAACUCCGUCGUGCAAAAAGUGCUGGGGCAGAAGAAGAUUCUGUGUGUGGAGGAUUUGAUUUACCAGAUCUUCACGACGGGCCCGCACUUCAAGGCGUGCAACAACUUCCUGUGGCCCUUCAAGCUGUCGGCGCCCAAUGGUGGCAUGAAGAAGAAGCGCCUGCACUUCGUGGAGGGAGGUGAUGCUGGUAACCGUGAGGACAAGAUCAACGCGCUCAUCCGGCGCAUGAACUAA